AUGGCGUACGUUGUUGAUGGACAAUGGCUUACAACUUCUAAAUUUAAAAUUGAAAAGGAUUCAACAGGUAUUGAAAAUAACGUGAUUUAUCCAGAAGAUCUCAGUAUUUAUAAUGAAGAUCUGAAAUCAACCAUUGAUGAAAAUUAUACUUCAUUUGAUGCCUUUUCUCCAACUUUAGAUCACUCAACUGAAUCCAGUUCAAAUCAAGUCACAAAUGAAGGUUCAAAUAAUAAUCCUUUGAACUAUAGAUCUGAUACUGAUACGAGUGCUUUUACAAAUAUUUCAGCUGGUGAUAUAAGUCCAUUCGAAUCAUCAGAUAUUGAUAACCGUCAAAAUCCUAUUGAUAAUAUCACAAAAGAAAAUGAUGAUGAGAGUUUCAAGUCAAUUGAUAGUGAUGAUGAACUGUUUUCAAGUACUCAAGGUACACUAAUGGGUACUGAUACGCCAGUAAAUGGCUCAUGUUCAAAUUCAAUCAAUCAACAAAAAAAUUUGGUUAGCUUACAGAAUACUAAUGGUAGUCGUCAAGUUAGAUAUUACACAAGUAUGUCUGUUUUGGAUAGGUUUAAAAAAUAUUUCAAAUGA
Messenger RNA from Hansenula ciferrii, 582 nucleotides. RefSeq lists its product as uncharacterized. The transcript is spliced from 2 exons. The coding region runs from base 1 to 582 and encodes 193 amino acids. NCBI's taxonomy places the organism in Eukaryota, Fungi, Ascomycota, Saccharomycetes, Phaffomycetales, Wickerhamomycetaceae. The record is from RefSeq and is a predicted model, not a curated record.